Phyllostomus hastatus (greater spear-nosed bat) is the source of this 2139-nucleotide messenger RNA. RefSeq names its product Enah/Vasp-like (gene EVL). The coding region runs from base 460 to 1716 and encodes 418 amino acids. NCBI's taxonomy places the organism in Eukaryota, Metazoa, Chordata, Mammalia, Chiroptera, Phyllostomidae. The record is from RefSeq and is a predicted model, not a curated record. Gene Ontology annotation, biological process: actin polymerization or depolymerization; positive regulation of actin filament polymerization; protein homotetramerization. Gene Ontology annotation, cellular component: cytoskeleton. The transcript is spliced from 14 exons. Gene Ontology annotation, molecular function: actin binding; SH3 domain binding; profilin binding.
CCCGCGCCUUUUGUGUCGGGCUGGGAACGCCGCGCGCGCUCUCUCCUCGGCGGCGGCGGGCCGAGGGACGCCCGCGCGCGUCCCACCUGGUGCAGCGGGCGGAGGGACGCACCCUCAGUCUCGGCCCUUGGGCUGACCUCGCCCUCCCGCUUCCCGGUCGGCGGAGCCGGGGGUCGCCGCCCCCUCCCCUCCUUCCACCUCUCCCGGCGGCGCGCGCACACGCCGGCCCGGGCACGCGCCCGCCAAGAUGGCAGGGGCCGGGGCCCAGCUGUCAGGCGCGGCCGCCGCAGCCCUUUCCCGCAGCUAGCGGCCCGGACGCCCGCCCCGAGAAGAUGAGCCCCCGCUGCCCCCCGCAGCCCAGCGAGACGCGGAGCCGCCGCGCCCGGGGCCGGCUCCCCCGCUAACGCCCCGCGCCCCGCGCCGCGCGCCCGGCCCCGCGCGCCCGCCCCGGCAGCGACAAUGAGCGAACAGAGUAUCUGCCAAGCCCGGGCUUCCGUGAUGGUCUACGACGACACCAGCAAGAAGUGGGGGCCGAUCAAACCUGGCCAGCAGGGGUUCAGCCGGGUCAACAUCUACCACAACACUGCCAGCAGCACCUUCCGAGUCGUCGGCGUCAAGCUGCAGGACCAGCAGGUUGUGAUCAAUUAUUCAAUCGUGAAAGGGCUGAAGUACAAUCAGGCGACACCGACCUUCCACCAGUGGCGAGACGCCCGCCAGGUCUAUGGCUUGAACUUCGCCAGCAAGGAGGAGGCGACCACGUUCUCCAACGCCAUGCUGUUCGCCCUGAACAUCAUGAACUCCCAGGAGGGAGGCCCCUCCGCCCAGCGUCAGGUGCAGAAUGGCCCCUCUCCUGAUGAGAUGGACAUCCAGAGAAGACAAGUGAUGGAGCAGCAGCACCAGCAGCAGCGCCAGGAGUCUCUAGAGAGAAGAGCCUCGGCCACAGGACCCACCCUCCCACCGGGGCACCCCUCAUCUGCAGCCAGCGCCCCCCUCUCCUGUAGUGGGCCUCCGCCCCCGCCCCCGCCGCCUGUCCCACCACCACCCGCGGGGGCCGCACCCCCGCCCCCGCCCCCGCUGCCAGCCGGAGGAGCCCAGGGCUCCAGCCACGACGAGAGCUCUGUGUCGGGUCUGGCCGCCGCCCUGGCUGGGGCCAAGCUGAGGAGGGUCCAGCGGCCGGAAGAUGCGUCCGGAGGCUCCAGUCCCAGCGGGACCUCGAAGUCCGACGCGAACCGGGCGAGCAGCGGGGGCGGCGGCGGCGGCGGCCUCAUGGAGGAAAUGAACAAACUGCUGGCCAAGAGGAGAAAAGCAGCCUCCCAAACAGACAAGCCGGCCGAUAAAAAGGAAGAUGAGAGCCAAACGGAGGAGCCGAGCACCUCCCCGUCCCCGGGGACCCGAGCAGCCAGCCAGCCGCCCAACUCCUCAGAGGCCGGCCGGAAGCCCUGGGAGCGGAGCAACUCUGUGGAGAAGCCUGUGUCCACACUGCUGUCCAGAACCCUGUCUGUGGCCAAGAGCCCCGAAGCUAAGAGCCCCCUCCAGCCGCAGCCUCACUCUAGGAUGAAGCCGGCAGGAAGUGUCAACGACGUGGCCCUGGAUGCCUUCGAUUUGGACCGGAUAAAACAGGAGAUCCUGGAGGAGGUGGUCCGAGAGCUCCACAAGGUGAAGGAGGAGAUCAUCGACGCCAUCAGGCAGGAGCUGAGCGGAAUCAGCACCUCGUAGGGCGCGAGGCCCCUGCGCCCCGAGACGCGGCCCCGGCGGACGGCCCCGGCCUGCAGCACCCGCCAGCGCGCACUGGGGCUGGGAUGCACUUCGUGCGAAGUCUUAGCCUGUGACGAAACAUUACAAUGAGGAAACAGUUCAGUUCCUGGAUUUUUUAGAUUCUACCUGACACACAACACCAGGUCUACUCACCUUUUUUUGUAUUUUAUAUUUGUCUAUUUAAGUGUACAUUUCUUUUGGUUUAUAGAGAAGACACCCCCAAAUCACACGCUUCAUUAGGUGGUUCUUCCUGGGUGACGCUGUCGGCACCUGGGCGGGCGGGCGGGCCGUGCCUGCUCAGCGCCUCCCCAGGGCCCUGUGCGAAGGCCUGUGCACGCCCCACAGUGUCUGUGUCCCCGUGUAAUAAACGCUUCCUGUCCACAC